AUGGACAAGGACCACGAUAUACCGACGGUCCGGUACCACGACCCACUAUAUACGCCACAAACUGGAAGAGAAAAAUGGCCUUUGCAGGGGCACUACGAAAAUAAUACUUACAUCGACUGGAUGAAAGAGUCGAAUAGAGAGUCUGGAGCCCUGAUGAAUCUGAAAAAAUGGGUAACGUUGAUCGGAAGCUCUUUGCUUGUCGGGUACGCUACGAUUGUCAUAGACCUAUUUUCCGUUUUCCUCAAUGAUUUCAAAAAAGGACUCUGCUUUUCGUCGUUAGACACCUGGUCACUUCUCAAUCCAUACCUGACUUGUCCAGCUGACCAUUGGCGUGACUGGCUGCAGAUUAUCUCUGGGUCAGGAAACAUCGUUGUAAGUGGACUUCUAGGGUUGCCAAUUUAUCUAUUCCUUGUGUUGACCUUCUCAAUGGCUGCCGGCGUCCUUACCAUUAACAAGGCGCCAAUGAUCAAACAGCUGGGUAUCCCUGAGCUCAAGCUCAUUAUCUCUGGCUUCAAUUACUAUCUCAAGACAUACCUAGGCCCCAGGACGCUUUUUUACAAGAUCGUUUGUUUGGUUUUGGUGGUCAGUUCUGGCUUCUGGUUGGGUAUUGAGGGACCUUUGGUGCAUGUAUCUUGUUGUAUCUUGUACAUCAGCUUUGAUGCCAUCUUCGGAGAUGCUGCCACGGAGGGAGUCAGAAGAGAGCUUCUCAGUGCUGCAACCGCCACAGGUAUAGCUGUUGCUUUUAAUUCUCCGAUCGGCGGAGUUCUCUUUGUGGUGGAGCUUCUUCCUUCUUACUUUGUUCCGACAAAAAUAAUGUGGAACUCAUUCGUCUCAGCCACUGUGGCUCUUGUGGCACUCAAUGGUGUACGUUCAUUCACGGAUGGUGAGAACUUUCAAGAAGACGAACUUUUUGAGGUCCUGUUUGGUAACUUCAGCUGGCUCUUUUUGGAGAUUAUCCCAUUUUUGCUCCUAGGUGUUCUCGGUGGAUUAUACGGUCACAUAUACACAAAGGUAUACCUUAAGUUCUCCGACCCACAAUUUAAGAGGAGGCUUUGGAAAAGAUUGGCAGUUCUCACUAGAGUCAGCGAACAGCACGGUAAGUAUGUGGAACUAUUUUUGGUUGCCUUGCUUACUGCCCUUCUAACCUUCGCCAUUCCUUUAACGAGGAUGCCCCUUGCUGCAUUCCUCAAAAUUCUAUUCAGAGACUGUCCAAAGGAUGACUCCAACUUGGAGUCCAAUUCAGAAAACUUCAUGUGCCAGCCUUCGACAGUGAGCACACUUUUCAAGCUUGUCUACAUUGCUAUCCAAGGCUUCUGCUUGUCGACCUAUUCUUACGGUAUUCUGCUUCCAGGAGGCAUUUUGAUGCCUUCUUUGGUGAUGGGUGGCACUGUUGGUCGAUUUGUUGGUAUCAUCUCACAGGCUAUUCAGAAAGCUGUCGAAGGUGACUACCUCGCGACUUGUACAGCCAAGUCGUGUCUUGUUUCACCUUCUUCUCAUGCAGUUGUUGGUGCAGCUGCGUUCAUGUCUGGCAUCACAAAAUUGACCUUGUGCGUGGUCGUCAUUAUAUUUGAAUUAACAGGCGCUGUAUCGUACGUCUUGCCCAUUAUGAUCGCUGUCUUGACAUCCAAGUUUAUCAGUGAUCAGCUUUCAGUGGAGAACGUUUACGACUCCUGGCUUAGUACCGAGUUCAACCACAUUGGCGAAACCGGAGAGGUGAACAGCAACAAAGGCCAUGGAUUAUGCUCAUUUGCUGUUCUUUCCUCCACAUUCAAAGCCCGUCUUCCAGAUGUCACCGUGAAGGCCAUCAUGGUUCCCCUUCAGAGAACAAGAAAAUUGUAUAUUCGCCCGAGCGAACCAUACACCCUUCUGUCAUUGUACGCGUACCUUUCAGAAGACGCCCAUGAGGGCUAUCCCGUGAUUUACAGUGACGAAAACCCGCUCAGUCUUGGAUAUGUCACAAAAAAGCAUGUCUACUGGGAAAUAGCUCGAGUGAUCGGCAGCUCUCAGCCCACUUCGGCAGUUGUCUCUUUUCAAGCCAGCUUACCAGAGUCAUUCCACGAGGAGCAACAAGAAUACGAGCAGAACCUUACUAAUAGCUACGCCAAUGUGCACAUGGUGACCCUCGAAGUGGAAAAACCAAUCAUCAUCGUGAAGGACAAUACACCGCUAAAGCAGGUUAUUGAGAUCGUGGAAAGACUUCACAUGAAUCAUCUCGUUCUCACCGAACACAAGGACAAUAACCGGAUGUGUGGCUUCAUCGACCGCUUCAUUCUUUCGCGGUUGGUGACACUGAGGUUCUCCGAGUUGCAACAAGAAAUGAGCAUAGUAGAGAGUGUGGCGAGUGAAUUUGAAAUCGCUGAUAAUGAAGAAAACAGCGACGAAGACGCCAACUUUAGAAGACAACGAGAGAGUAUCGAGCUCCUCACUUAA
Messenger RNA from Candidozyma duobushaemuli, 2430 nucleotides. RefSeq lists its product as uncharacterized. Gene Ontology annotation, biological process: transmembrane transport; chloride transport. Gene Ontology annotation, cellular component: Golgi apparatus; early endosome; membrane. Gene Ontology annotation, molecular function: voltage-gated chloride channel activity. The transcript has a single exon. Bases 1 to 2430 code for a protein of 809 amino acids. The record is from RefSeq and is a predicted model, not a curated record. NCBI's taxonomy places the organism in Eukaryota, Fungi, Ascomycota, Pichiomycetes, Serinales, Metschnikowiaceae.